CAUCCGAAGCCUGCCUUUUCUUCCUCUUCCUACAGACACCAUCUUGACAACACCUGAGAACUCUCGGGGCAGUUUGUUUCUGAAGCUACUUACCUGCAUUUGGCCUCACCAUGAAGUUCCUGCUGGGACUGUCCAUCGGCUUUCUGCUUGUGACCACAGGUGCUUCUUUGAAGUGUGAAGUUUGUAUGGGCAGUGGCAACAGCUGUUCUGGCCCCAUGGAGACCUGUGACAAUGACACCUGCGCCAUCUCUGUAUCUGAAACCACUGUAGGUGGAAUGCAAGCUCAGAUAAUAGCUAAAAGCUGUGAAUCCUCCAACAUCUGCAAAGACAGAACACAACUCCUCAACUUUGGGCAAGGGCAAGAACUAAGGACAGGAAUCGCUUGCUGUGUAGGGGAUGCCUGCAAAACUGUAACUCCUCAAGUGCCUCCACGCAUCAACCAACCCAAUGGGAAGCAGUGCCCAGCCUGCUAUUCUUUGCUUUCCGGUGUUUGCAAUCCCAAUGAGACGGUGGACUGCGUUGGACCACAGAAUGACUGUCUUGAAAUGGCUGUGACAGUUUCUUAUGGAACUGUCAUCAUCAACGUUGUUCAGAAGGGCUGUGCCACUAAAGGGUUUUGUGAUGGUUUAAAACUAGGUGAAACCACCGUAUCAGGCUUUUACUCUCGCGUCACAAAAGCUGAAUGUGUGCCAGCCUCACGGCCAGAAUGAUGACUUCAUCAGCUGCCUUCUUAGGAUUUGGGGGCUUCUGCCACUGAAGAACCUAUUCUGAUCCACCUGUGUGCUGCUGCUUGAGGGUGGAUCCUGCUUAAACACCUAUGUAUCACUUAUCUGCAACUUCAUCCAAAAAUGAUUUCUACCUCCCAGGGGUAGAAUGAUCCCCUCUUUGAGUGAAACAAAUAAAUCAUAACUU
This is a messenger RNA of Lacerta agilis (Sand lizard), 912 nucleotides long. Its product is annotated as phospholipase A2 inhibitor and Ly6/PLAUR domain-containing protein-like. The transcript is spliced from 6 exons. Gene Ontology annotation, cellular component: extracellular region. Lineage: Eukaryota; Metazoa; Chordata; Lepidosauria; Squamata; Lacertidae. Bases 111 to 710 code for a protein of 199 amino acids. The record is from RefSeq and is a predicted model, not a curated record. Gene Ontology annotation, molecular function: phospholipase inhibitor activity.